This is a messenger RNA of Nezara viridula (southern green stink bug), 249 nucleotides long. NCBI's taxonomy places the organism in Eukaryota, Metazoa, Arthropoda, Insecta, Hemiptera, Pentatomidae. The record is from the annotation of a GenBank genome assembly.
AUGUUGGUUUUAUUAAGUAAAUAUAUUGAUUCGAUGCUAAACAAAAAUGAAAAUCUCUACUUUCAAGAAGUAAAACAAAAAAAGUACAGAAUACUUUAUUAUUCCAAUAAUCACAGUAUAUUGUCAACAAUGUUUCUUGGUCCUUAUCUUAUCUUUAGGACAUUUUACUUUUUAUUUUUAAUAAACUAUUACUCCUUUGCCACUUCUAAACAAAUCUCCUUACCAAAGAUCUAUAGAAUGAUUAAAUAA